Messenger RNA from Glossina fuscipes, 1073 nucleotides. It is a transcript of the gene Grx5, whose product is annotated as glutaredoxin-related protein 5, mitochondrial. The transcript has 2 exons. The record is from RefSeq and is a predicted model, not a curated record. The coding region runs from base 169 to 651 and encodes 160 amino acids. NCBI's taxonomy places the organism in Eukaryota, Metazoa, Arthropoda, Insecta, Diptera, Glossinidae.
UGAGUACUUUAUAUUAUAGUUUCAUUAUGUAAAAGAAUUAAAAUACAACUUUGCGUAUCAUAUUAUAAUUUCAUCACCUGAAAUUUUCAUUGCAAUAAAGUUCAAAAUUUUUAGUUCAACGAAAAUAUUAAUAAUAAGCACAAACCGGCCAACAAAAUAGUUUAAAAUAUGGGCACCAUUUUCCGGCAAAUCCUUCGCCACAGCUUACCAUACAAAGCAGCGCUACACACGAGGAACACCAGAUUGUGGUCGUCUGUUGGUGCAACUUCGAAUGAACCUCAAAACUAUACCAAAGAUGUUUUAAAAAAACUGGUGACUAGCAAUAAGGUAGUAGUAUUCAUGAAAGGUAAUCCAUCAGCUCCUCGCUGCGGCUUCAGUAAUGCGGUGGUCCAAAUAUUACGUAUGCAUGGUGUGGUGUAUGACGCCCAUGAUGUGUUAAGUAGCGAUGAAUUAAGGCAAAAUAUCAAAGAUUUUACGGAAUGGCCUACUAUACCACAGGUUUUCAUCAAUGGUGAGUUUGUUGGCGGUUGCGAUAUUCUCCUACAAAUGCAUCACAACGGUGACUUAGUCGAAGAAUUGAAAAAGGCCGGCAUCGAAUCUGCACUGAAGGACGCUGAACCAAGCCAAGCGAAGGAAGAUAUUAAGAAAUAAAAAUGUGAAAACCGUACAUUAAAGGAUUUUUUUGACAUCAGAAAGUAGCAAAAGUACAAAAACACUUAUAAUAAAUCUUCAAACCUAAUCCCCAGGGCCGUCAAUAUUUGAAUAGAAAGUAAAAGUAAGAACUAAAAGUGAAGUGUUGAACUCUGCUUAUUUUAGACGAAAAUUUGCAUAGCAAAGAAGAUAUUCUUGUUCCUGAUUGUUUAUUGUUUUGCUGCUACGCGAACAUAUUAUGUAGGUUAUGCAUCAAUGUAGAUAACAGCUCCUAAUAUUUCUUAUGCCCUCUUCCACAACUCAGCAAGUCAACAACAUGAUUUACAGAUGAUUUAUUGUGUUGAGUAAGAAAGAUUAAAUGUGAACACGAAACUAUUUUUUGAACUUUAAUAAAGUUGGGGAUUAACUCAAUUGAAGAUGUA